CUUGGAAGGACCCUGAGCGAGUGAGCGAGCGAGCAAGAGAGAGAGUGAGCGUGAGGACCCCAGCUGCUGGAACAUCCAGGUGUGACGGCAUGGAGGCCAACUUCUCCCUUCCCACCAAUGCCACCGCCCCGGCUGUGCAGGCCGUCUCUGCUGGCUACGUGGCGCUGGAUGCGUUCUCUUACUUGGUGAUGGCGGUCACCUUCGUGCUGGGCGUGCUGGGCAAUGGGCUGGUGGUGUGGGUGGCUGGCUUCCGCAUGGCCCGCUCCGUCACCACACUCUGCUACCUGAACCUGGCUGUGGCUGACCUCUCCUUCACCUCCACGCUGCCGUUCCUCACGGCAUCCAAGGCCUUGGGCCGCUGGCCCUUCGGCUGGUUCCUCUGCAAGCUCAUCUUCACUGUGAUAGAUAUCAACCUGUUCGGGAGCGUCUUCCUCAUCGCGCUCAUCGCCCUGGACCGCUGUGUGUGCGUCCUGCAUCCCGUGUGGGCCCAGAACCAUCGCACAGUGGGCCUAGCCCGCAAGGUCAUCGCGGUGCCCUGGGCAUGCGCUCUGCUCCUCACCCUGCCAGUGAUCAUCCGCGUGACAACGGUGCCCCAAGCCGGAGGACGAACGGCCUGCACCUUUGACUUCUCGCCUUGGACCCGGGACCCCGCGGAGAGGGCCAGGGUGGCGAUUGUCAUGCUGACCAUCCGUGGGAUCAUCCGCUUCAUCGUGGGCUUCAGUGCACCCAUGGCGGUGGUGGCUGUCUGCUACGGGCUCAUCGCUGCCAGGAUGCGCCGUCAGGGCCUGCUCAGGUCCAGCCGGCCGCUGCGUGUCCUCUCGUUCGUGGUGGCCGCCUUCUUCCUCUGCUGGUGCCCCUACCAGCUCGUGGCCCUCGUGGCCACUGUCAGGAUCCGGGAGCUCUUGGGCGGCGUGGGGAGCGAUCUGGCAGUGGCUGUGAAUGUGACCAGUGCCCUGGCCUUCUUCAACAGCUGCCUCAACCCCAUGCUCUACGUGUUCAUGGGGCGGGACUUCCGCCAGCGGCUGCUCCACUCACUGCCCGCAGCGCUAGAGAGGGCCCUGAGUGAGGACUCUGCCCAGACUAGCGACACAGGGACCAAUGAUGUGGCACCUCCCGCAGGAGCUGAGGAACGGGCAGUGUGAAGGCAGGAGGAUGGGCUCCCUAUCCCACUUCCUGCCUUGACUUACCUCGUGUCCACCUUACUGUCUGCUGAAUUUAGGGUCAGCCAUGCAUAAGGGGGAAAAAUACACUCCCUGAUUUUGGGGAAAAAUACAGUAGACUGCCGGGUGCCUGUGGCUCAUGCCUGUCAUCCUAGCUACUCAGGAGGCUGAGAUCUGAGGAU
Messenger RNA from Dipodomys ordii (Ord's kangaroo rat), 1342 nucleotides. RefSeq names its product formyl peptide receptor 1 (gene Fpr1). Gene Ontology annotation, cellular component: plasma membrane. The record is from RefSeq and is a predicted model, not a curated record. The coding region runs from base 90 to 1142 and encodes 350 amino acids. Gene Ontology annotation, molecular function: complement receptor activity; N-formyl peptide receptor activity. Lineage: Eukaryota; Metazoa; Chordata; Mammalia; Rodentia; Heteromyidae. Gene Ontology annotation, biological process: phospholipase C-activating G protein-coupled receptor signaling pathway; complement receptor mediated signaling pathway; positive regulation of cytosolic calcium ion concentration. The transcript has 2 exons.